Molecule: messenger RNA, 798 nt
Organism: Aureobasidium namibiae CBS 147.97
Lineage: Eukaryota; Fungi; Ascomycota; Dothideomycetes; Dothideales; Saccotheciaceae
Product: rhomboid protein 2
Exons: 4
Coding region: 1-798 (265 amino acids)
Cellular component (GO): membrane
Molecular function (GO): serine-type endopeptidase activity
Source: RefSeq, a predicted model, not a curated record
AUGCCGUCGUUCUCGCUGCCCCAGUUCGACGCUCGUCGUGUGCGCUCCUAUCUCUUCCGCUUGCCCUUGUGCACGCGUGCGCUUCUCGUUGUUAUAGUCGCUUUUUGGAUCGCCAGCCUUAGACUCAACUGGUUCCAGCAAUGGGCCGCUUUGAUACCAAAUGAGAUGAAUCUCGGAACCAUGUACCGAUUGAAUACCUUUCCUCUUCUUCAUGUUGGCUUCAUUCACAUGAUUGUCAACAUCUUCGCUCUGACUCCGCUUCUCGAACGUUUCGAAGCCGAGAAUGGCUCUCUGCCGACUCUGCUCCUCUUCACAGGCCCAUUCGGUCUUCUCCCGGGAGGAAGUUAUACUCUGAUUGAACGCUUUAUCUUCAGAUCCAACACCGCCGUCCAAGGCGCAAGUGUCUGGGUAUUCCUUCUCCUGGCUUCCGAGUCCAUCAAGACGUACAAGCAGAACCCCAACUUCGCUCUUGGCCCUUACAACAUUCCCACUUGGACCGCUCCCCUGAUCCUCAAUCUCUUCGUCGCUGUCCUUGUACCCAACACCAGCUUCCUUGGUCACUUGUGUGGUCUUGCCGUUGGCUAUCUAUGGGGCCUGGGCUACGUUAAGUUCCUUGUUCCCAACGAGAAGAUUCUGAGAUGGAUUGAGGGCAAACUCAACCUCCUCGGCCGUCUACCUCAUUACGUUUCAGUCGACCAGAAGACAUAUGGAAGAUAUGGCGUACUGCCUACAACCGCAGAACCUAGACCGGGGCCCACUCUCGCUUCUCUUGGAAGCACUCAAAGACUUGGUCCUUGA